AUGAGGAUCAAUAGUCCGGGUGCGGCUAUCGACGGGACAGCCAGAACUGCCAGCCGGGAUGCCCUGGCGCCGCGCAAGGCGCCGGCGAUGCCCCGCCUCACCUUCACGCCGCCGUUCUCGCUCGAAGACCUCGCCUUCUCGACCAAGACCUUCGUCGCGGGAAUCGGCGCGCUGCUGAUUUCCUACUGGCUCGAAGUGAAGGAGCCACAAUGGGCGCUGGUCACCGUCUACCUGAUGGCCCAGCCGAUGGUCGGCGCGAUCCUGUCCAAGAGUGCCUACCGCCUCGUCGGCACGGCGUGCGGCGCGGUGUUCGCCAUGUGCUGCAUCGGCCUGUUCGCGCAGGCCGGGCCGCUGUUCAUCCUGGUGAUGGCCUUGUGGAUCGCGGCCUGCACCUACGGCGCCACCCUGUCGCGCAACUUCGCCACCUACGGCUUCGGCCUCGCCGCCUAUUCGGCGCUGUUGAUCGGCUUCGGCUCGGUCGACGCGCCGGAACUGGCCUGGAGCAUGGCCGGCGACCGGCUGAGCGAGGUCGGGCUCGGCAUCAUCUGCACCGCCCUGGCGACCGGCGACGGCGCAGGCCAUCAAGCCGCCGAUGAGCGAGAUAUGCUCCAUGGCGACGCGGAAACUCAGCGUGCGCGCGGGCUCCUGCAUCGUCCAGAACGGAUGGGCGAGCAGGAUGGCGACCACGAGGAAGCCGCUCAGGAUGCCGCAACCCAGCCACAGCCAGCGAUCGAACAGGAUCAUCAGGGAUCCGACCAGCAAGGUCGCGACCAGAACGACAUUGAGGACGCCCGCGGGUUCCAGGCGGAGCUCCUUCAGUUCGGCAACGCUGUGCUGGAACUCGAUCAGAUGCGCGAGGCCCGCGCUCCAGAACACGAAGGUCAGCACCAGCCGCGCCAGGAACCAGCCAAUGCCGCUGUCCAGAAAAGCCGCGAUGACUCGCGGCAUGUCGUUUCGGCCCAUCCGCUGGCCCAUGCCGUCCUGAUGCGCGACGGCGGCCCGGAGGCCGCCGUCCGGACCUGGGGCGUCUUCUGCCUGCCCUCCGUCAAUGAAGACGGCUCGCAGGCGCCCGUCCAACAGGCCGGCAAGCUCCACGAAUGCUGCCUUGGCCUGGCGCAGGCAUCCGUGCUCGCCGAGCCGUCGGCCACCGCCUUCCUGAUCGUCGAGCCCGCUGCCGAGACGAUCGUCUUCGCGGCCAAUGACGAGGCCCUGGCUCCCGUCGGCAUCCGCGACGGGCCCCACCGACCGCGCGGUCCCCCCUCCCACGUCUGA
This is a messenger RNA of Ostertagia ostertagi, 1272 nucleotides long. The record is from the annotation of a GenBank genome assembly. Lineage: Eukaryota; Metazoa; Nematoda; Chromadorea; Rhabditida; Trichostrongylidae.